Molecule: messenger RNA, 7641 nt
Organism: Polyodon spathula (Mississippi paddlefish)
Lineage: Eukaryota; Metazoa; Chordata; Actinopteri; Acipenseriformes; Polyodontidae
Product: retinoic acid-induced protein 2-like
Exons: 2
Coding region: 424-2088 (554 amino acids)
Biological process (GO): animal organ development
Cellular component (GO): nucleus
Source: RefSeq, a predicted model, not a curated record
AGGACCGGUGGCUUGGGUGGUGCGUGCGCAGAUCACUGGAUUACAUUCCCCGUUUACUUCUAGAGCGAGCUGCUGCUGAGACCCUUGUCAUGGUUUGAAUAGAGGUGAUCACCCAACGACAGCUAUUAUUGGACUCGUAAUCUUAUUUGAAAAUCCAAAUCACCAAGAUGCAAAAUUCCGCAAGCAUUUGAAUAAAUACGAAAUUACAGUGCUGGACGAACCGUUUGAUCACGACAGCAAGUGAUGACUGGCCAGUUUAGGUGCACCACUGGCAUUCUAAAUUAAUAUUUUCAUUGUCCAGGCUUCAAAAGAAAAUACCGCAAAGCCUCUAAAGCCAGACUGGAGACCAUGAGAGCUAAGUGAUCGCAAACUAAAGCGGAUAGGUGAAAGCUCAGGGUUGGAAAGGAAGGAACAUCCAGUCAAAUGGAGAAUCUCUACAAGGAUGCUCAGGCCAGCCUGCCCCUGGACAUGGCCAGCUCCCCGACUGCAGUUAGCACCGCCAGUGGCAAGCUUGAAAAUGGAAUGACCCAGCUCAUCACAGCCGAGGCCUGGAACAUUAACCCCACAGGCAUGAUGAAGAAACCCCUGUCCCCGCUUGUGGCGGUGCCAGCUCCUCCCAUGGUGACCCCUUCAGUUGAAUCUCCCACUGGGGUGGCUCUGAAAGUUGCUGCUACUGUCCUCCAACCCAUCUGCCUUGGAGAAAGUCCAGUGAUGCUGCCCAUUCACCUGCAGGUAGCAGGAAGCGCCACUCCUCAAAUGAACCCUGCUGGCAACACUCCUUACGUCAUGACUAGUCAAGGGCCCAUUCCACUGCCACUUGUUCUGGAGCAGCAUGUGUUUCAGCACUUGAACUCUCCCAUGUUGUCUCAGGGCCCUUCUUGUCCCACAAUAUCCUUACAAAACAAUGUCUUGUGUCAGAACUCUUCCCUCUCUUUCAGCCAUGCACCCCCACUGGACCAGAAGUCUUCUACCCAAGCACAAGAGCCUGGGAUCCUGCCUUUAUUCCAGAAUCCAGGCUUUGCCACCAUUCUCCAGGAUCUGUUCCCCUCUCAGAGCAACUUAGGUCCAUCAGUUUGCCAUUCUGCCAGCUCGGCUCCCACAGACAAUUUCUCUUCAAACUUUUUCCCACCACCGCCUAGCCAGACGUAUAGUUCCCCCCUGUCCCCACUGGUGCCCCCUCCCACCCUCCUCGUCCCCUAUCCUGUCAUCGUUCCCCUUCCAGUUCCCAUUCCUAUUCCCAUCCCAAUUCCGGUCCCACAGAGCACCGAAUCUAAGGGAUUCAUAGACUCACCUAAAUCGGUCUGCACUUUGACCAAAAGCACCCAAACUCCUGCUAAAGAAGCUUUGAGCCCCCAGCACAUGCAAACCAGUGUUGUUACACACAUAAGUCAGCUAGCAGUCUCUACAACGCUACCACCCAAUGAUGGGGAAGCACUCGAUCUCUCCAUCAAAGUCCUGCCUUUGCCAACAAAACAGGAAAUUCCUUACCAGCAAGACAGUGUCCUGGAUCUCUCAAUGAGUCGUGUCAGGAAACAGGGUGUACCCAUGUCUCAUUCGGACACCAGCAAAGACCCUCUCAUAUCUUUGGUAGAGCGCCCAACUCGCUCUGGUGAUGAAUCAUCCAGUGCUGCAUUCACUUUAGAUGUCCCACAGCUAAACGAGGGUUUUCAGAAAGUGACUUCAUUUGAGUUUAGCAAACAGCACAAGUGGCUGGUGGACCCCAACAGUAACAGACCUGGCUGUGACCCCAAAUGCGGUGGAAGCAACAUAGAAAUUGUCAGCACGUCCCAGACAGCCAAGGUCAUUGUAGCGGUCAAAGAUGCUGUUCCCGCUAUAUUCUGUGGGAAGAUCAAAGGCCUGUCUGGGGUGUCCACCAAGAACUUUUCUUUCAAACGAGACAGUGCUCAGGAGGCCAUGCUGCAGCAGUGUUACGACGCCAAGACCCAAGCCGAGCAGCGAGACGGCAACGACCCUCUGAAAAAACCUCUGAAAAACAGGGGCAUCAAAUUAAAGAAAAUAAACUCACAGGAGAUACAUAUCCUUCCUAUUAAAAAGCAGCGCUUGGCUGCAUUUUUCCCAAGGAAAUGAGGCACCUAGUGCUUGGGUAAAUUUAGUUGGUGUUGCUUUGAUAACGGGUUAUAUCCUGUUCAUGAAUAUUAGUAAACAAAAAAAUAUGUAAGAAAUAUCCCUGAGUCAGGACACAGUCCUGUAAUUGUUAUUAAGAUAUCCACGGAAAAACCUGUGGUUGCUAAGCUAUUUGAUUCAAAGAACAACUCAUAAUCAAACUGUGGCCUUGAGUGUACCUAACCCACUGUAUCCUAAACACUAAAACUGUAGGAGCAAAAAUAUUGAUGUAUCAUGAAUAUUCUGUUUCACAAAUACAUCAUGAGUAUGUAUUGCCACAAUUGACCCUACUAAUAUUAUCUGCUCCACACACACUUUUAUUCUCUAGUUCCUAGUCUUUUAAUAUUCAUGAAGGAGGAAGACCAGUUGUAAGAGUGACGUAUCUGGUUUCUAUGAUAAGUGACAAAAACAUUUCGAAUGAAUAGGGGUGUGCCGAUAUUCGUAUUUUCAGAGUAAUAACCUUUGAGAAAUUAAAGUUGUUAGGUACUGAUUCAAUGGAUUGAAACAUGUUAAUUACUCAACACACAAAACAAUUUGAUCCCUUGGUUUCCUUUGUUUGCACAAUUAAUGAAUACCAAUCAAUAACAAUCUGGCAAUGGUAUGUAAUUUUUAAGCGAUUAUUUCACUUCCCUUUUUUUUUUAUCCCGGUUCACCGCUGCAACCCCCCCCCGGCGACAAAGGAAAUGGAGGCUGAAACACGGUUCCUCCGAAACACGCUCCUGUCAAUCCGUAAUUCUUCACACUGCGGAUCCACAGCGAAGCCACCAGACUAUAGCACUGGAGGACAGCACAGAUCUGAUAGGGCGCCUGCGGGUCUGCAGUGGAGCCAAUCAACCACAGAGGCCGCUGGUGUACAGUGAACCAUAGAUUCCCCUACCGACCUAAGCCCUCCCUACCUGGGCGGUGCUUGGCCAGUUGUGCGCCGCCCCCUGGGAACCCCUGGUCACGGUCGGCAGUGACAUAGCCUAGAUUCGAACCUGCGAUCUCCAGGCUAUAGGGCGUAUCCUCCACUCACCUUUUUUGAAUGAAAUCAUUUUUAUUUCACUUUCCUUAGAAAUGCAUCAUCUCUGCAGUGAAUUGUGAGAUUGCAGUCCUAGGCAAGAUGUAAUCUCUGAUUAAAUUCAACAAAGAAGUACAUAUCCCAGUUUCCACAGCAGUAGCUCGAGUUUAGGUUAAGGAGUGGUCAUAUUUAUGUGACGACUCAGUUGCUCUUGCUAAGUUUGCAAGAUAUUUUAUAACAACUAUAUAUAAAAAUAAAGAUUAUUAUUAUUACAUUUUCAUUGUCAGUUUGUGGCCUUGGUUCAGCAGAAACAAUAUCAGCACCCAAGAUGAAAUUAUCUUACAUCCGGCUUUUAAAAAACUUACAGGUAGUCUUGGACUACUUUACCUAAAAUAACAUUAGUUAGUCCAAAAUUAGCGAUAAGCAGGGUCCAUGAAACCAACCAUCAAUGUUUAAGUUAAUUGCCAUCGAUUAGUACUCAGCUGUAGAAAAGAUGAAGUGAUGAAAAGUCAGCUUUUCUUGUUUUGAAAUCAAUACAUUAAUAAAUGGAUUUAUUUAAUACCUGCAGACAAAUUCUUCUUAAAGGCAAUUGCUCAGAAAAUAUUAGUAUCCCAUAAGUGGUUGAAAUUAAUGACAUUUUUGCUUUAGGCUUUUGACACAAUUUGGGUAUGUUUUUUUUUUUUUUUUUUUUUUUCAGUUUAUGAGAUGACCCAAGUGUAUUUUGUUUCACAAGCUCUAUUUAUAGCUCAUUUUGCAAAUUACAUUGUCUUGUCAGUGGGAGUAUGGUAGUGUCUCUGUGUGUGUGUAUGGAUGUUACUGUGCUAUUGGUUUAGGCUGAUAAAGAUUAGGUUCUCUCAAUAUUAUUAAAGUUAUUUGAAUGUCUAUAUGUGGUAAGGGACCAUGUCUCAAUUGCUACUUGAAAAAUAAGCAGAGACUACCCCGUCUCACCAGAAGGUCACGCUGUAAGGCAGUGGGCUUUUAACAAGGCAUAUAAAAGGGUGGGUACAAAUAGUAUUAGAAAACAUGUGCCAUAAAUGCUAAAUGUUCAUAAAAUUUAAGCGCUUUUAACUGGUUACAGGCACAAUGAGGUUAGCAAGCCAAAUGUUUAUUUUAGAAAACUUUUUGGAAUAAAAUACAUUCAAUAACAUUUAAAAAGAUGCUAAAGAUUUCAUGUACAGAGCAGAUGCAUGAUGCUUCCAAUUUAAUUGCAGUUUACUUAAAUAAUAAAUUGUAAUUUAACAUGUUAUGGAGAGGAACUUUUGACUUCAGUACCAAUUACUGUGUCUGUAUUUGCCAUGCUCUGCUGUAUUGGGUCCACAGGGCCUACAGUAAUAAAGAAGACACACCCAGGACGGAUGGAAUCUCUAGAUCUAUAAUAUAGUUUGCCAGCUGUAAUAUUUAUUAUACUUGUGAUUGAAGCACACAUAGUAAAAAUUGUCUCAAUAAAAUGGAAAUUGAAGUAUUACAUUUAGUCGAGACAUGUAUUUAUUUAGCAGACGUGAAGUAUUGAAUCUACUCUUCCUUAUCUCAGACUGCAGUGGAUACUGUCCAGAGGUUUCCUGUCCCUCUUGCUUUGCAAUCCACUGAGCCCUGAUCAUUUUUCAGUGGAUUAUUCCUGUGAGUACCCCAUAUUGUAGUGUGCUGUGAAAGGUAGUGCCACAACUGCAAAGGAACACAUAUGAUGCACAUUUGCUUUUCUUUGCAAUUCACUUUUGUAUAAAACACAUAUGCCAAUAGUUUACAUUAAAUGAAAGUUUUAUGUGAGGUUAAUUUAACAGCAUAAAACUAGAAAAAAAAAAUAAAAAUACUGCUCUAACUGAAUACUGAAUCUAACCCAAGGAUGAAAUAAUUGUAAUUGUUGUUCUGCUAUCCAUACAGAGCCUAAAAAAUAUUGUGCAAUUGUGCAUUAAAUGUAUGAUCUUUAUCUAUGUUAGUUUUUUUUUUUUAAAGCCUCUAUUAAGGAUAGCAGCAUUAUAAUUCAAAUUUCAUCCUAGGGCAUGUGGUUUCGUUCAAAUUUUUCACCAUUACAGUUGUUUUAUUUUUCAAAAUGACUUUUUGCACUUUCUGUUUUUGAUUUCAACCAAGGGUGGCACUAUCUUAUAAUUGUGAAACGGCUUAUUAUUACUUUUGUGUGUAAAUAACUUUAAAUGUUUGCAAAACUCUGCAUACAUAUAUGUAUACGUACAUCUUGCUUUGUAUUUAAGGACGCACAUGGGAUGAAGAGUACAGUACGUCAGUGAUAGAUUGCUAUUUUUAAAAAGGUACAGUUAUUGUUCACAUGACUAGGUGAACUGUUCCUGUUUUAUGUACUGUAAGAAGCAAAGAUUUUGUAUGCAAUGAUAUCUGAGUAAUGAUAUUUUAUACUAGGACCGGGAUGGGUUUUUUUUUUUUAAACAAUUCAGCGGGAUGAGGUACAUGAAAGAAGAAAAUAAAAAGUUCUGCAGUAAUGUGUGUGUGUGUGUGUUUUCAUAUACAGUACUGGAAAAUAACGUUUAAUCUGUUUUCUUAAGGGUCAUUGCAGGAGUGUCAAACAAAUUCCUUGAUCAAUAUUUGCUUCACAACGUAACCCCUUUAUUAUGGCAGGAGGAAAACAUUGCCAAGGUACUUAUGAAAUUUAGGUGCAACAAUUAAAAUAUGACAAAUAUUCUUAGAAGGUACAGAGAGCCAGGAAAUAUACAAGGAACAGCCACCAUUUAUUUUAUUUUUUUUUAUAAAAAUACAUGAUGUGAACUGGAGACAAAAUAUUUUCAUUAUUCUGACAAAUCUUUUUAGAUAAGAAUGUAUGCAUGUAGCAGAUCUAUAAUACAACAGUUAUUCCAGUAUUUAGAGUUAAUAAUGAUGCAUAUAAAACAUGACACAUAUAUAUAUAUAUAUAUAUAUAUAAACAUAUGGCACAAUAAAACAGUAAAAUCUUCACAAUAAAGUUGACGGGUCAACAGAAUGUAGUUGAAUUUAGAAGAUCCGAUUACGUUCCAACAAAAGAUCGAAUUCUUCUCUACUAAUCAAGAUCUACUUAAACCUGAGGAAUAUUAAAAUUAAGAAAGGCAAUCUGUCAUGUAGCUUUAAGUAAUCGCUUUUACUUUUUAAACUAAAAACAUCUCUGUAUAAAAAGGCAGUAAAAAAUCUUUACCACAUUUUUUUUUUUUUAAAAGGACUUGUUCCAAUUCUCUAGAAUAGCAUUUUACAAUUAAAGGGUUACUUUGAAAUAUCUUUUUCUACAAAAAAAAUGUACAUUCUUGUCCCUGAAGUUUAUAAUUGAAUCCAUUAAAAAAAACUACAAAAAAAACAAGGCUUGGUAAUAGAACCUGGAAUUUCUCUAGUCACAGGCUGAGACAGUAAAAGGAUACUACCAAAGCUAUCACAGCUUAAAGUGGGGGCAGGGGCAUAAACAACAACAAAAAAAAGAUAUAGCACAAAAAGAUGUAGCACCAGUACAUGGACGUUAAAACAAAUCUGAUAUCCUGAAAUGUAUUCUUUAAGAACAAAAUGUAAAAAAUUAAGUAAAAACACAAGCCCUAUUCAUACAGCUGUUUAACAUGGUCUGUUUCAAUAAAUAAAAAAAGUUGGAGCAAGCAUGGGGUUUAUGUAUUGCAAACCUUCAGUUCAUAAUUGUUUAAUUUCAGUGACAGCCCUUCUGAUUAAACCAGGUCAAAGAAAUCUGGAGGUUGGAGAGAGAGAGAGAGAUAAGAACAUAAGGGGUGCUUGACAGGAUAAAGUGCAUAGAGGGUUUAGUUUUUGCAUAAGGAGGGUAAAUCGAUUAAGAGACAGAAAUUGCCUCAACAGGGGGUUUUGGCAAUGCAAACAGCUUGAACCAUAUUAUUGACAUGUUUUUUAUUAUUGAUUCUUUUGUAAAAACAGCUGCAUAAACAAGCCUUUAUCUGCUGAUCCUUAAAUUAUGUAGAGGUUUGGUAUUUACAUCCGAAUACAGUCAAAUAACUGACUUGUUAAAACAACUAAUUUUGUAUGUAAUAUUUGUUUUUUGUACAUAGCUAACUAUGCAAACUACAGGACAUAGAAAUAUUUUUAAACCAAAAGAAAAAGCAGUUAAGGUAUUAUACAAUAUGUGACCUGUCAUAUAUGUCAAAUAAUACAAAAACAAAAAAACUCCAGUCAUUUUUCAAACCUUAAAUACAAUAAAAUGUCAAUAGUCAUUGUCUUGCCAUGUGUGGUAGAAUCACGCAAACAAUCCUGUCUGUGUAGAAAAGGAUCCAUCUGUGUGGGUCAUACGCAAUUCUCUUGUAAGAAUCACAUGAAUCAAACAUAUAUGCAAUGUAAACACAAGACAGAAUUAUCCUUUGGGAUUCAGCUGAAUUGAUACUGAUACAACAUGAAAAAGCAAUUCAUUUUUUUCUUUUUUUGCGCAAUGAUAAAAACUUUUUUUUUGUUAUUUUAACAAAGGUACUGUGGUCUCUGCAAUAUAAAUAACGUCUCACAAAGGUUCUUCAUCAUUAAACGUGAGACAGUGCCAGAGUUCAGUAUGUUGCUUUGUUUUGUUGCGUUUGCUUAUUGACACGUAU